AUCUCCCACCUUCCCCCGUUCACAAAUGCGCCGCCACUUUCUCAACUGCCGACCACUUCCUCUUUCUCUCCGUCAACCAUCCGCGGUCUAAUUCCGACCCUUAACUUCCUUUUUCCAAUUUUCUGCAUCGAAACCCAUCUGGGUCCGUCAGGUCUUUGCCAAUUUCUAUAGCCUUUACUUGAUAUAGAAUAUAGAAUUGCUUUCGUGAUUCAUGUUUAUCGCCCAGGAUCACUGGUUUUUGGCCCUUGUUGAGAUUGGGGCAUUGAAACCAUCCUUGCCCAUAAAUGAUUUUGCAGUAUCCUUCUGUGAGUUUCACCUUCUCGCAUCCUGUUGCUUCUCCCCAGCUCUGCCCAUGUAGUAAUCUGGCAUCAAUUACUGCUCAUAACUCCAGGAGGAGGAAGAGGAAAAAGCCCAUCACCAAUUUUUCUUACCGAGGUUUUAGAAAGAGGUUUGGUUUACUUGCUAGUUCAAUUCGUUCCGAUGCUUCGAAUCAUAAAUUGAGUAUAGAAUUUGUUAGUUCUGCGAGACGUGGUGCUAAGAAUUUUGUAGCUAAAGGCUUUUCCGACGAGUUUUCGAAUGGGGAGGAAUUGUCCCAGGAACCGUCGAUCCAAAUGGGGUCAAAUUUUACCAAUUUUCAGGAAGAUCCAAUUGUAGGCAAGUUAAGGACUCAGUUGGGAGUGAUACACCCAAUUCCCUCGCCUCCCAUUAAUCGAAACAUAGCGGGGUUAUUCGUGUUCUUCUUCUUUGUUGGAGUCGCUUUUGAUAAGAUAUGGACCUCAAGAAAGAGGAGGAGCAAAAUGGGCGGCGAAGAUGUACUACGAAAAGGAGGAGGAGCGUGGCCGCAAGUGCCCACAAGCUUCUCCUUGUUCUUGGAAAGAGAUUUGCAGAGGAAAGAGUCGGUGGAGUGGGUGAACAUGGUGUUGGGGAAGUUGUGGAAGGUGUAUAGAGCAGGAAUUGAGAAUUGGAUUAUUGGAUUGUUGCAGCCUGUUAUUGAUGAUCUGAAGAAGCCUGAUUAUGUACAGAGGGUUGAAAUAAAGCAGUUCUCCCUAGGGGAUGAGCCUUUAAUUGUUAGGAAUGUUGAGCGCAGAACUUCUCGUGGUGUCAAUGAUUUGCAGUACCAAAUAGGGCUUCGUUAUACUGGUGGUGGACGCAUGCUUUUAAUGCUCUCGCUGAACUUUGGCAUCCUUCCGAUUAUGGUGCCUGUUGGUGUUCGAGAUUUUGACAUUGAUGGAGAACUUUGGGUCAAAUUGAGACUAAUACCAACAGAACCCUGGGUUGGGGCUGUUUCAUGGGCUUUUGUUUCACUUCCAAAGAUCAAGUUUGAAUUGUCACCAUUUCGAUUGUUUAAUCUUAUGGCUAUUCCUGUUCUCUCAAAGUUUUUGACAAAACUGCUAACUGAGGAUUUGCCUCGGUUAUUUGUUCGUCCAAAGAAGAUUGUUCUGGAUUUCCAAAAAGGAAAAGCUGUUGGUCCUGUUGUGAAUGAUUUUGAAUCAGGCCCUGUUACAAAUGAUUUUGAAUCAGGAGAAAUACAAGAAGAGAAAAACAAAGAUUUUGUGGGAGAACUGUCGGUGACUCUUGUAGAUGCUCGGAAACUAUCAUAUCUUUUCUCUGGCAAAACAGAUCCCUAUGUUGUUCUAAGCCUGGGGGAUCAAAUUAUACGUAGUAAAAAAAACAGUCAAACUACUGUUAUUGGGCCACCUGGUGAGCCAAUUUGGAACCAGGAUUUUCAAAUGCUUGUGGCAAACCCUAGAAAGGAAAAAUUAAACAUCCAAGUGAAAGACUCUCUUGGAUUUGCAGAUUUGACCAUUGGUUCCGGAGAGGUUGAUUUGAGGACUCUCAAAGACACUGUCCCAACAGACAAGAUAGUGGUCUUGGGAGGAGGUUGGGGAUUGUUCAGAAAGAGAUCCAAUGGAGAGGUACUAAUUAGACUGACAUAUAAGGCAUAUGUUGAGGAUGAAGAAGAUGAUACAACUGAGCCUAGAUCGAGUGAGACUGAUGCUUCAGAUGAUGAAUUGUCUGAUUCUGAUGAAUCAGAGGUCACAUAUGAGGAGGGUGUGAUGGACUCUACAAAAGAAACAGAUAGAGAGUCAUUUAUGGAUGUUCUAGCAGCUCUGAUUGUGAGUGAAGAAUUUCAAGGCAUAGUGUCAUCUGAACCAAUCAAUAACAAAUUUUCAGAAGGCAUCCCAGCGACAGGACCUUUGGCAUCAAGAUUACGCCGUGCUAAUGAUGAAUCUGCACCCUCAGAAUCUGAUAAAGGCGUGGAAGUACUUGGAGGAUCAGCCUUAUUCUGGUUUGCUAUCAUUACAAGUACAUUAGUUCUUAUUGCUAUCAGUACAAUUGGCUCAAGUUUAUUCAACCCUUGAUACCAUCAGCAGGAGUUUUGUUAGGAUUUACUGCUUCUCUUUGAUCAGGCUCUAAACCAAGCAUUUGCAAAUUUCCUAUCAGCUUAAGAAGUAUAUUCAUUUAUUUGGGUUUUCCUAUGGUGAUUAGAAGAGGAAUGCUCUGUCCCCGGUAGAAAAAAUUUUGGCUUCAUUUUCCCCAGGCCAUUAUAACUGUAAUUUACCUUGUAUAUCCAUUUAUGUUUAUAUGAUUUUUUCUUUUUGCCAUUUAAACUUACAUUCCAGUAUAAAUUCACUCAUUUAAUGUUAUAAUGUUAUAAGAUAAAAUUGUGUGAAUUAG
Molecule: messenger RNA, 2679 nt
Organism: Rubroshorea leprosula
Lineage: Eukaryota; Viridiplantae; Streptophyta; Magnoliopsida; Malvales; Dipterocarpaceae
Source: the annotation of a GenBank genome assembly